This is a messenger RNA of Epinephelus lanceolatus (giant grouper), 1491 nucleotides long. The record is from RefSeq and is a predicted model, not a curated record. Lineage: Eukaryota; Metazoa; Chordata; Actinopteri; Perciformes; Serranidae.
AGCAGAAGAAGCCUACACUAUGUAUGAAACAUGCAGGGAGGCACUGAAGGCCAAUGCAGGCUCCAUUUCCAGCAGAUGUAGUUCCCUGUUCUCUGUGGCCAUUGAGUGGAAACUUCAUCCACAGGAGGUGGAGUCAGAGGUCUACCGCAGCAGACUGCAGCUGUUCAGUCUGGCAGGAGGAGCCAGCAGGACUGACCUCAGAGGAGUCAGCCCACUGGUGAAGGUUAUGGACCAAACUCAAUCCGAAGCUACAACAAAUGAAAACAUCUUCCCAUGCCUUCUCAAUGAUGCCUUAACAGGGAACAGCAGGACAGUCCUCAUCUACUGUGUCCACCCUCAAGGUCUCCUAGAUGAUGAGACCCCCUCCGCUUUAGCUUUGGCCCAGAAAGCAAGACGUUUGGUGACUAAUGCCAGUGUUGAUCGCUGGUGUCCAAGGGCAACUGAGCAAAAGAUCAGAGAUGACAUCGUGGAGCUAAGGAGUGCGAUGAUGUCACAGGGGGAAAGUGAGGUUCACACCACCUUUAGGUUAGCAGAGCUGACCCAAAACCUGCAGAUUGUGAAAAAUCAGUCAUGGGAGAAGAGGAGGGAAGAGUCAAAGAAGAUAAAAGACAAAACGCAGAGCUGUCGGACCCCAAAUAGCAAUUUGCACAGCAGUGAUCACAGAGAGGGGACAGACACAAUGAAAUAUUUACAAGCCCAGCUGAAACAAGAAAUGGAGGAGCAUAUCAGAGAAGGUAAAGGGAAUGUAGAGAAAGUCCAGGACAGAUUAGGAAGAAUUCAGCAGCUGAGGGAGGCUCUCAGAGAGGAGACACUGAAGAACGGGGCUGCUACGGAUAAAUCUGACCUCUGUCAACAAUCUCAGUUAGAAUACAACAAAGCCCAGGAACGGAGGAGGCAACUUAAGGAGGACCACGGGAGAUUAAUUCAGGAGGAGGUGGAGAAGAUGGAGAGAGACUUGGCACAGGAACAGCUACUGACAGAAGGCCCCCCGAGAGAGCUGCUGGUGCUGACCAGAGAGAGGCAGGUCCUGGUGCUGCAGAUAGAGGCCCUGCGCGCUGAGGCCCAGCAGGCUGAGAGAGACCUGCAGAAUCAAUAUCACAGACACCAAACAGAGCUGCACUGUCUGAGAGAGGAGAGCCUGCAGGUGUUCAGAGUGUUUCGUCAGGUAAGCGAGGAGCAGAGGAGGAUGUCAGAGGGCAGAUACCGCAGCGUGCUGCUGGAGGCUGUGCAGGAUGCCGUAUACCUGUCUGCCCAGAACCAGGAGCUGCAGGCUGACAACAAACACCUCCGUAAGGGUCAGUGUAUGUUUCUCAACCUCUACCAGACUGGCUGUUAUAUUAAAGAUAAAGCUUUCCCUAACCUCUAAAGUAAAACGUGGCAGAGAUGCCAAGUCAUGAUUCUUCCACCCACCAGCAUUUAAAAACUUGUUUUUCUUUUACAGCGCUGGGGGAGUUGAAGGAUACUCUGGCUGUGCGAGGUGACUCUACGACU